This is a messenger RNA of Phanerochaete carnosa HHB-10118-sp, 1799 nucleotides long. RefSeq lists its product as uncharacterized. The record is from RefSeq and is a predicted model, not a curated record. The coding region runs from base 89 to 1693 and encodes 534 amino acids. Gene Ontology annotation, biological process: transmembrane transport; amino acid transport. Gene Ontology annotation, molecular function: transmembrane transporter activity. Gene Ontology annotation, cellular component: membrane. NCBI's taxonomy places the organism in Eukaryota, Fungi, Basidiomycota, Agaricomycetes, Polyporales, Phanerochaetaceae. The transcript is spliced from 12 exons.
CUUCUCUGACCCGCCCUUUUUCCCUGAAGACUUCCAUCGCUGAGCAUACUACUUCACGGCUCUGACGACGUAGCAAGGCGGCCUUGAUAUGCAAGAACCAAAGCUUCAUGCCGUGCAGAGCCGCACGGGUGCUGCUACACGAGCCGACGAGGAUCUCCUCGCGAGCUUGGGGUAUAAGCAGGAGUUUCAGAGAGAAUUCUCAGGCCUCGAGACGUUCGGUAUUGCGUUCAGUAUCAUCGGCCUGCUUCCCUCCAUCGCAUCUGUAUUAUUCUACUCGAUGCCAAAUGGCGGGCCUGCAGCCAUGGUCUGGGGUUGGGCGGUCGCAAGCAUCUUCAUCCUCUUCGUGGGCAUGUCUAUGGCUGAGCUCGCUUCCGCGGCUCCCACAUCCGGAGGUCUCUAUUUCUGGACACACUCGUUGUCUUCUCCACGAUGGCGAAACUUGUUAGCAUGGAUCGUCGGGUACGCGAACACCAUCGGUUCCAUUGCGUCGAUUGCAUCCAUCGACUGGGGGUGUGCGGUGCAGGUUAUGGCUGCUGCGACAAUUGGGUCUAAGGACCAGUCGUUCUCUGCCACUAACGGUCAGAUCUAUGGUGUGUACGCUUGUAUCAUCUUGUCACACGCUGUACUUUGUUGUCUCGGCACUCGGAUCCUGGCGCGCCUGCAAAGUGUCUAUGUCGGACUGAAUGUGCUCCUUUGCCUCGCGGUCAUCAUCGCCCUUCCCACAGCGACUCCCAAGGAAUUCCGCAACACAGCAAGCUUCGCUCUGGGCGACUUCACCAACCUGCACGGUUGGCCGAAUGGCUAUGCAUUCAUCUUGAGCUUCCUUGCUCCGCUUUGGACAAUCUGCUCCUUCGACUCGAGCGUCCACAUCAGCGAAGAGGCCUCGAACGCCGCCGUUGCUGUCCCCUGGGCUAUCGUCGGCGCUAUAGGAAUUGCAGGCAUUCUUGGAUGGGCUAUUAACGUCUCUCUCGCCUUCUGCAUGGGAACCGACAUAGAGGGUAUUUCGGGCAGUGCCCAGCCUAUGGCACAGAUUUUCUUCAACAGCUUCGGCCAGAAGGGAGCACUUGCCGUCUGGGCCUUCAUCGUCAUUACGCAGUACAUGAUGGGCUCGAGCAUGGUCCUCGCCGCCUCGCGUCAGUCCUUUGCCUUCGCUCGUGACGGUGCGCUGCCCUUCUCUGGGUUGCUUUACCGCAUGAACAAAUACACGAAGACACCCGUCAACACUGUGUGGUUCACCUGUGGCUUUGCGGCCCUGCUGGGACUUCUCGUCUUUGCAGGAGAACAGGCGAUUAACGCGAUCUUCUCAUUGUCGAUCGUAGCAUUGUACAUUGCUUAUGCUAUCCCAAUUGCCGCUCGUUUCCUCGGCCAGAACAACUUUCAGCCAGGCCCUUUCUCGCUUGGCAUAUUUGGCGCUCCUAUCGCAACCGCUAGCGUCCUCUGGAUGCUCUUCAUGGGGGUCGUUUUCCUCUUCCCGAUGACGCCCACCACCGACACGGCCGAUAUGAACUACACAUCUGUCGUCCUCUUCGGCACGCUCUUCUUGAGCUUGCUGUGGUAUUAUUGUCCUGUGUACGGCGGUGUGCACUGGUUCAAGGGCCCCGUACCAACAAUCGCGGAGGAUGCGCCAAGCGUAAGCGAUGCGACUGUUGACGAGAAAAAAGGCGCUACUAGAGUGGAGGCUCAAGCGGUGUAAAUGCCAAAUAUCUGCUAAGAUUGUGACGCGAGGGAUGCUUUACCUUAAGUAUCGCACUGUAAUAUUAGAUCGAAUGUACUCCUUAAAUCCGUCAUGCAUGGAUCGU